This is a messenger RNA of Coregonus sp. 'balchen', 1940 nucleotides long. NCBI's taxonomy places the organism in Eukaryota, Metazoa, Chordata, Actinopteri, Salmoniformes, Salmonidae. The record is from the annotation of a GenBank genome assembly.
AUGCUAAGCGCUGUUAAAAUGGAAGGACACGAGCAUUCAGACUGGAGCGCUUACUACGGAGAGCCCGAGGUGGGUAGAGUUUAUAUAUGUAUUUUGCUGCCUAUACAACUCAAUAUUAGCCUUGAGAUAAUAUUAACUUUCUGAUCAAAUAUUGACUUGAGGCACCUACAAAUCCUCCCGGAUCUCUCCCCCAUUGGGCACAGACAUCAAUUCAACGUCUAUUCGAAGUUGGCUCAACGUAGCCUAAUUUCAUUGAAAUGAUAUGGAAACAACGUUGUGUGCCCAGUAGGUCUUUUUUUGAUAUCCUGACCAAUUUCUAGUGAGGAUGGAAAGAACAUUUACGAAAUAUAUUACUUGAAUAGGCUAUUUAAUAUUUAGAAAAUCGAAUUGAAUCUGAAAUGUAUUUCUAAUGAUUUAAUCGUAAUAGCUAAUUUUCAUUUUGACUAUCGAAUUAUUACGGUGAACACAAUGAUCCGUUCGCCUCAUUAGGUUAUUCGCUGACCCACUGUUUCCCCUUUUCAAUAGUUUUCGUUUUGCCAUGUAAUCAGACUUGGAAUAAAUAACUUUAGAAUAUUCUUUAGGAUGUAUAUGCACUUCACUGCUUGAACGUAAUUGUGACGUUACAUCUUAUAGCCUAAAAUCUGAUAUUUAGCCGACUGAAAAAUACAUUUUUAUCUAAGUGACAACGAAUUUAUGUAGGCCUAAUUAUUUCGUUGCCAUUUUACUAGAAGUCGUUAUUUCACAUUGUUAAAGCUAGUAUUGACCUUGUGCACUCUUUUCAGUGCUACACCUCAGUUGGAAACAUGACACAACACACCGGGCUGGGAAUGAACUCGAUGAGCACCUAUAUGAGCAUUCCUGGAAUGACUUCAACCAGCAACAUGACAAGCAGUCCUAUGAACAUGUCAUACGUCAACACGGGUGUGAACCACUCCAUGGCCGGGAUGUCACCGGGCUCCGGGGCCAUGCACGGUAUGGGAGCAGGGAUGGCGGGCAUGAGCGUGGCGCUGACUCCGAACAUGAGCCCCAUAAGCACCCAGUCUCCAUCGAUGAAUGCCCUGACCUCCUAUAGUAAUAUGAGCGCUAUGAGCCCCAUGUAUGGACAGUCCAACAUAAGGUCAAGGGAACCCAAAACAUACCGGAGAAGCUAUACGCACGCCAAGCCCCCAUAUUCCUACAUUUCUCUCAUCACCAUGGCCUUACAGCAAUCUACCACAAAGAUGCUGACGUUGAAUGAGCUAUACCAGUGGAUCCAGGACCUCUUCCCCUUCUACAGACAGAACCAGCAGCGCUGGCAGAACUCUAUCCGCCACUCUCUAUCCUUCAACGACUGCUUCCUCAAAGUGCCCAGGUCCCCGGAUAAGCCGGGCAAAGGAUCUUUCUGGGCUCUUCACCCGGACUCAGGGAAUAUGUUUGAGAACGGCUGCUAUCUCAGGAGGCAAAAGCGGUUCAGGUGCGAGAAAGACCUCGGCAGGGAAACCGGGAGGAAAACUUCCGAGGGCGGCCCUAACAGCAGCCCAGAGAGCUGUAACAGUAACGAAUCACCCCAUCCUACCCCGUCUGUUAAAGACGUCAAACGGCCCGUUUCUGACCCGAAACCCCGGCAGCAGGUAAUGAGCCCCGCGGAGCACGCGCCCACUCCUGUCCCACAGACACACCAUCUCCCGUCUCAACAACACUCGGUGCUCGUGCACGAAGCGCACCUGAAACCCGAGCACCACUAUUCAUUCAACCACCCUUUCUCCAUCAACAAUCUAAUGUCAUCUGAGCAGCAGCAGCAUCACCACAAAAUGGACCUAAAAACGUAUGAACAGAUGAUGCAGUAUCACGGCUAUAGUUCACCGAUGACAGGGGCACUGUCCAUGGGCUCAAUGUCAACACCCACAGACACUUCUUACUACCAAGGUGUGUAUUCGAGGCCAAUCAUGAACUCGUCUUGA